This is a messenger RNA of Pocillopora verrucosa, 2534 nucleotides long. Its product is annotated as transmembrane protein 214-B. Lineage: Eukaryota; Metazoa; Cnidaria; Anthozoa; Scleractinia; Pocilloporidae. The record is from RefSeq and is a predicted model, not a curated record. Gene Ontology annotation, cellular component: Golgi apparatus; endoplasmic reticulum.
UUCAAGAUGGCGUCCAACGAGAAGUGGGAGGUAGUUGGGAAAGGGGGAAAGAAAAGGACUCCAAAUGAAGGCAAGAAGAACAGAGUCAAGGCGUCAGAUAUGCCUAAAGCAGAAAUAGUCAAUCCCCUGGCAGAAUCCAAAACAAUUUACCAAGCACUCAAAGGCCCUAAAGCACACGCUUCACAUAUUGUUAAUGGACAUGUGAAACACACAUCUGAUGUCUAUGAAGAGCUGCCAGCAGUUCUAGCAGAAAGAGUACCAGAACAAGCCCCAGAAAUAAAGAAACUUAGUGGUGGUUUUAUCGGUGGGAAGAAGAAAGCAGUAUCAACUAAACCUCAGAAGACUGACGAAGAAUUACUCCAAGAGGCUUUGUUAAAGGUGGAUGUUGAUGAGCUCACAGCAAUCCUAACAAACUUGGAAUCAUCAUUUCCAAACAAUCCAUCAAUUUGGUUGACUGACAUUGGUGCGCAUCUUCAGCUUAAGCUGAAAGGUGUUCCACAGAAAGACCCAACAUUUGAAGGCAAACCAGCAGACUAUCCAAUGUGCGUAAUGCCGUUUGCACUCAAGAAAUUUUUCCUCAACCUCAUGAAGAAAUGUACGAAGCCAACCUUGAAACUUGUGUAUCAGCGGUCGGUUGAAAACAUGGUGCAAGACCUCAGUAAAGGUUAUUCUGCCUAUGGUGACCAAAUUAUGCUGCAGUUUAUUGUACACCAUCAGCCACAGAUCACUUUGGAAGAAUUAAAAGAGGUGCAAGAGAUGCUCAUGCAACGGAGGACUCGUACACGCGAGGCAUUAACAUUGAUGUGGUGUGUUGGACAGUUGCCAGAAAAGGACUUAGCUCAGGGUUUAACAGUGUGGAUGGAAGUCAUGUUACCUCAGUUAAAUGUGAAACAUCUGACAAAAUAUUCUGUUUCUUACUUGGAAAAUCUCCUCAGUACAUGCAAACCUGUUGGUAACCAAGGGGCCCUUGUUGAGCCAAAGGAAUUUUUCACAGUAAUGGAGGUGGCAUUUUCUCCUGCCUCUCCUCUGGCUGGUAACACAAGCUUGCAGCGAAAGCUGUUGUCUCUCUACCCCAAAAUAAAGAGGCUUUCUCUAGGUUCAGAAACAAGACCAGUCAGCAGAUUGUACUUUGGCACUUUGCUAAGCCGUCUGGACAGUGAGCUUCCAUUAGAAUACCAAAUAGAGGUUCUGAGCUGUCUCGUGAUGUGCUUAGAAAAAGAUCAGGAUUGCUUUACAAAAUGGGAAAGCAGCUAUCUAGCGACCUUACAGCAAUCAGGUCUGCUUCUAAAUCAUUUGAUAAAUACUUGGAAUUCCCAAAGUACGAGUCUUCAAAGCAAGCUGUUCGCCACUGUGGACGUAUUCCAAGCAAAGAACCGACCACUUCUGGAAAAUAACAAAACCAAGCCUGGUCUGGACAGCUGUGUGAAAGCUUGUGAGGCCAUAAAGGAGAAGAAGAAGACCAAGAAAAAGUCCUUCUUUUCGUGCGGAAAACUCUUCAAACUUGUUUUGUUGUUAUUAGUCGCAGUGAUUUCCAUUGACGUUUACAAACACAAAGGUUACCAAGCGAGUAGAACGGCCCGGAUCGCAAGGGAUUAUGGUUUAGAGCAGGCUGCUGUUUCAGGAUACGGACAUGCAAAGAAGGGAAUUGAUGUGGCGAACAGUUGGGUUCAAACGAACUACCCUACAUACUACAGCAAGUUUAGAGAACACGCAGAUCCAGCUGCUGCAUUUGUUUGGGAAAAACUGACCAUUAUCGGAACAUUUAUAGCAGAAACAACCAAACCAGCUAGAGAUUAUCUAAACGUUAAAAUACCACAGCUUUUAGAAAAGAUUGAAACGGAAGGUCCAGUUUAUCUGGGUAUAGUUCGCGAUCACCUAAAGCACUUCUGGGACACUUGGUGGCCUGUGGUUCACAAAUACCUGAUAAAAAUCUGGGAUUUCUUAUCAGAACACGUCCCAGUCCUACUCGCCAAGGUGCAGGAACUUGCAACUAACUUAGCGCACAAGAUUUACGAACUCGCUCCAGAUUUCUUUUCCUCUGUCGCGACUUGGUUUGCAAAACUUGGCGAAAAGAUUGUGGAGAAGUUACCAGAUGUGUUAGCUGUCAUUCAGGAGUACGUUGUCAUAGCGAUCAACCUAGCUGUCAAUCUUAUACAAAGUGUUGUGGAAUGGGUUCAAAAUGUCGCUGGAAGCGCUGAGGUUGAGGACACAGUAAAUCAGAAGUCAUCCUCGACUGGGUAUUCAGAACACGUACCGAAGUGAACCAAUUCAGUGCCGAAAAUUAACGCGUGUAGAACAAAGCAACUUGGAAAUCGCUAAGGCACUGACCAGAAAGCCAAUAAAAGGCAUGCAGUACUGCGCUUGCGUGAAAGCUGAACAGAACCUCUCUCCUUGUUGCUACUGGACUUUGUAAAGGAACAUUUUGCCUUAUCAGUGAAAGAAUUUUGUUCAAUACAACACGUCUCACACGAUAUCGGUAUCUCUCUAAGGGUAACGACUUUGAAAUAAAUCACACGCACAGUAUUGUUUCUGAA